AUGGCCGCCGCCGCCCGACCCCUCGUGUCCGUCCAGCCACUGGAGAACGAUAUGGCCACCGACGGAGGCUCCACCGGCGCCAACUCCGUGCCCCUCCCCGACGUGAUGAAGGCCGCCAUCCGCCCCGACAUCGUCACGUUCGUCCACGGCCAGAUCUCCAACAAUGCCCGCCAGCCCUACGCCGUCUCCAGACGCGCCGGCCACCAGACCUCCGCAGAGUCCUGGGGCACCGGCCGCGCCGUCUCCCGUAUCCCCCGCGUUCCCGGCGGCGGCACACACCGCGCCGGACAGGGAGCCUUCGGGAACAUGUGCCGCGGCGGGAGGAUGUUCGCGCCGACCAGGAUCUGGCGCCGCUGGCACCGUCGCGUCAACGUCACCCAGAAGCGCCACGCCAUCGUCUCCGCCAUCGCCGCCUCCGCUGUCCCCUCGCUUGUUUACGCUCGGGGGCACAGGAUCGAGGAGGUCCCCGAGCUGCCCCUCGUCGUCUCCGAUUCCGCUGAGGCCGUUGAGAAGACCAACGCCGCCGUCAAGAUCCUUAAGCAGGUCGGCGCCUUUCCUGACGCCGAGAAGGCCAAGGACAGUCACUCGAUCCGCCCUGGAAAGGGGAAAAUGCGCAACCGUCGCUACAUCUCGAGGAAGGGACCCCUCGUCGUGUACGGGACUGAAGGAGCAAAGCUCGUCAAGGCUUUCCGCAACAUCCCUGGCUUGGAGGUUGCCCACGUGUCCCGCCUGAACCUCCUCAAGCUUGCGCCCGGAGGCCAUCUUGGGAGAUUCAUCAUCUGGACCAAGUCUGCCUUCGAGAAGCUUGAUGAGAUUUACGGGACUUUUGAUAAGCCAUCUGAGAAGAAGAAGGGGUAUGUGCUGCCCAGGACUAAGAUGGUGAAUGCUGACCUGGCCAGGAUCAUCAACUCCGAUGAGGUGCAGUCUGUGGUGAAGCCAAUCAAGAAGGAAAUCAAGAGGGCUCCCCUGAAGAAGAACCCGUUAAAGAAUCUGAAUGUGAUGUUGAAGCUCAAUCCGUAUGCUAAGGCUGCUAAGAGGAUGUCACUGCUGGCUGAGGCACAGAGGGUUAAGGCUAAAAAGGAGAAGCUUGACAAGAAGAGGAAGCAGAUCACUAAGGAGGAGGCAGCUUCAAUUCAAUCUGCUGGCAAGGCCUGGUACAAGACUAUGAUCUCCGAUAGUGACUACACAGAAUUUGAGAACUUCUCGAAGUGGUUGGGCGUGUCUCAGUAA
This is a messenger RNA of Striga hermonthica, 1230 nucleotides long. The record is from the annotation of a GenBank genome assembly. Lineage: Eukaryota; Viridiplantae; Streptophyta; Magnoliopsida; Lamiales; Orobanchaceae.